Danaus chrysippus (African queen) is the source of this 315-nucleotide messenger RNA. NCBI's taxonomy places the organism in Eukaryota, Metazoa, Arthropoda, Insecta, Lepidoptera, Nymphalidae. The record is from the annotation of a GenBank genome assembly.
AUGCCUUAUGUUUUGUGUAAUAGGGUAGUAUUUAGUGCGAGCAGUGUUCGCGCGUGCGUGUUCGGCCGUACCAGGCGGUACCAGUCCGUGCCAGGCUCGGUGCGCCCGAGUCGAGCACACCGCACACUACUGACUACACUCACUAACGACUCGGCCUUCUGUAAAGCGGAGUCAGUAGUGUGGAGAGGAUCGUCAGGCGGCCGUCUUGUCCGUAUUAACGAGAACUAUCAGUUGUUCUUAAUAAUGUUUGUAAACAAAAAUCGAUUCGAGCGAAUUAAAUGUUCUAGGAACGUACGACUGUUAGUGGACGGUUGA